UCCCACUUAUCUUUAACCCGAGCGCGCGCCCGUCAUCUGUGCCUCACCCCUCGCACAAACCGGCAAACGCCUAAUUCCCGUCGCCGGCCCUCGUCUGCCAACCAAACCAUCGCGCCAUUUCUAAAAACCGCCAUAGCCCACAAUGUCAUCGAAGACGGCCCAGAUGCCUCGCAAGCGCUCCUAAAAACAACCAGCAACUUCAUAACCACGUGCCUCAUGUGCCUGAUCAGUGAAGCACACGUGCUAGCCUCGAAACCCGGACUUCCAUUCCACAUCCUCGAAACUCUGAUCCAAGAAAACUUCGUCACGAUGGUGUAUUCAGAUUCCUAGCGGAUGACGCAAGGGAUAUAAUAUUCUGCGGAAAGGGUGCCGCCAUAUUCAAAUUUGGAGUUGGGGGUGAAGGAUGUGAGACAUGGAUUGGGGAUUGGGGAUUGGGGGUUGGGGGUUGCGGGGGAUGUGGGGAUGAGAUUGAGGGUUGGGGAGCUGGUUAUGGGAAUAUGGAGGAGGCGAAGAAGUUUGGGGAGGAGAGGGGUAGGAGGUUGGAUAGUAGUGGUAUGUUUGGCGUGGUGCGU
Molecule: messenger RNA, 572 nt
Organism: Lindgomyces ingoldianus
Lineage: Eukaryota; Fungi; Ascomycota; Dothideomycetes; Pleosporales; Lindgomycetaceae
Exons: 1
Source: RefSeq, a predicted model, not a curated record